Molecule: messenger RNA, 3479 nt
Organism: Dendronephthya gigantea
Lineage: Eukaryota; Metazoa; Cnidaria; Anthozoa; Malacalcyonacea; Nephtheidae
Product: glutamic acid-rich protein-like
Exons: 6
Coding region: 477-2480 (667 amino acids)
Source: RefSeq, a predicted model, not a curated record
GUCGUGAUAGUUUAGUACUUUGAACUCUUUGUUUUGAACAUACGUGACAUACUUUGAACUCUUUAACUCUGUCCAAACAUGUUUGGAAUGAGCUGCUUUCUGUCAAAAAUCAGCAUCAAAAGUUGAUUUCCAUGCAGCCAUAAAUGAGAAGUUUUCAUAGACAAAGAAGUUACGUCUGGUCUGCAUCAACUGCAUGUUUCUGAUUUCAAUAAAAACCGCGGUUCAUUACAAUACCAAACAACGUCACCCGCGUGUCGUUAAUAGGUCACGAGAUAUUUGGAUCUGUCGUUACAAGUUGUAUUUUGCAUGAUAGCUGUAUGCUCGACGCAAUAAAUCUGUGCUCGGAUGAUUCUGAAGCUGCAAGUUAUACUUCAUUGUCUCAGAGAGGUUUGGAUAUUCAGGAUCGUAUCUAUCUAACGACAAACGCUUAUAUACUAUUAGCCGUUUUAGUGCAAAGAAAUCACAGCUGAUCAAGAAUGGCGACAUCAGGACAAUAUAAGGUUAAGGCAUCGAGCAAAGAGUUACCUGAUGAAGAAGACGGACAGAACCGGGUUGUUCCAGAGGGAACACAUAAGCCAAAAAAGAAAGGAUUCUUUGGAAAGUCCGGAAAGUCUGACAGCAAAACUAAAGAGAAAGAUGUUAAGAAGGAUACUAAAGGCAAAGAAGAACUAGCUCAGGGUGCCGAGAAAUCCAAGGAUAAGAAAUCUGAAAAGUCAGAAGGAAAAAAAGAAGACAAGAAAGAGCACAAGAAAGACAAAAGUUCAAAACACGAGGAAAAGAAAAGGGACGAGUCUGGAAAACAUAAAAAGGAACACAAGAAAGAUACCAAGAAGGAAGAAAAAAAAGAGAAGGCAUCAAAGUCGAAACAUGACAGCGAUGACAAGAAACAGUCGUCGAAGGAAGCUGGAACUGAAAGCAAAAAGAAAAAAAAGGAAGAAGCAAACGUUGACGAGGGGGAGAGCCACGAGAAAAAACACAAGAAGAAAUUCCACCUGUUCAAGAAAGGAAAGAAACAUGGUAAAGGUGGCAAUGAACCAGCACACCUUGCUCCAAACGCGGGUGACGACCACGCGGAUGACGACCACGCGGAUGACGACCACGCGAGCGGUCCCCACUCUCCUGAAAAAGUUAACGUGGAUUUGAACGUCUCUGAAACAGUACAAGACGAUGAAAGCAUCCCAGAAACCACUCCUGCUGAUGAUGAGGCUAAACAGCAAAGCCUUGCUGCCAUCGCCGAAGAAAAUGAAAAAAAAGUCGAGAGUAAAAAAACAGCGGAAGACAACUCCGAGGUUCAAACUUCCGUGAUAGUCGAAACAUCCGAGGUAAAAAAACCGGAGAUGGAAGUCCAUGAAGUUGAAAAAACCGAUGCUCAAAGCAGCGAAACAGACGAUCAUGAGGAAGAAAAAGUCGAGGUACAAGAACUCGAGGUACCAAAACCGGAGGUACAAAAUAUGGAAGUUGAAGAUGAGAUGGUAGAAAACCCCGAUGAUGUGGUUUUAGACACAGAUAAGCCGGAGGAUUCUCCAGAGGUGACGCUGCCAAUUGCUGUCACAAAUAUGGAAGUAGAUGAGCCAGUCUUGGAGGAUGUUAUUGCUCCUCAGGAAGAAACAACCGUAGAAAUCUCACCUGAAAUGGAGACAGAUGACAAUAAGAGUGUUGAUACAAGUGAAGAAAAGAUCGAGGAUGAUGCCCACGACAUAACAAUCCGCCAGGAGGAUCUCUUAUUGCUUCAGGGAGACGAAACUGAGACGAAACAACUCGACACAGACGAAAAGCAAGCGCAAGAUGAAGGAGUUGUUGAGAAUGAAUGCGAGCUGGAUGAACCUGAAACAUUUCACGACAAACCGGGAAGUGACGAAGUGAAAUCAAACGAUGAAAACACGGAGGAAGAGCAUCCAAAACCACAAGAGGAAGAUGAUAUGUCGAAACCAAAGGAAGAAAGUCCCAAAGAGAAAGAGGAAAGUCCUGAACAUGAGGAAAUUGCCCCUGAAAGAGAAAGUGACAGUUCAGAUAACGAGAAAGUCGGUUCAGAACAGGAAGAGGUCAGUCCGAAAAACGACCAAGACACUCCUGAACUUGGAGAGAUCAGUCCGAAAAACGACCAAGACAGUCCUGAACUUGGAGAGGUCAGUCUUAAACAAGGGACGGACAGUUCUAAUCUGGAAGGAGACGAUUCCUCAAAGCAAGAUGUAAUGUCGACGGAAGAGGAUCAAGCAGAUGAUGACAAACUGGAAGUAAAGGAAUAUGAUGUCAUUUCCAGCGCAGAAACAGAAGACGUGAAGGUCAGCGUACAUCAAGGAGACGAUAGUAGCUAUCUGAAUCUGGCCAAUCAAAACGAAGAAAAAUCCGACAUGAAAGUUCAUCGGCGAAACAAGUCCAGCGGCUUGAAAUCCCGUGAAGCAUCGGUGGAAAGAUCCAUCAACCAUACGAAACGUCGUACAAUCCUCGGACUUAAAAUGAACUGUUGUGUUAUUUUGUAGUUGGAGGAUUAUCUAGUUUAUCUGGUCAAACUGAGGAUUAGAGUUUGCAGAAUUUACAGAGUUUUCAGAUGAACAUGUUUCUCUUAAAACAGGGAACAAGUUUCAUAAGAUUUGACUGCAUGACUGUCUAGAAAUUGAUCUAUGCCAACCUUUAAAACAGGGCAUGCUGUUUAACAGCGUAAUCAACUCUCAUUCUCGUUUGACUGGUAUCUUAAACAUAAACACCAGAAAUAUUUUAUCGAGGUCAAUUAAGUUACCACAUUGUCUUCACUCGAAAAUACUGAGUCAGUUUCACAUUUUUAAUAAGUUAUUACCAGGGGAAUGAAGACUUUUGAAACAUGUAAAUGUAGGUUUUCUAAUAGUUUUUUAGGGCCAUAAGGACCAUGAGUAUUUAUCAUAUAGUAAUCAUGAGUAUUUAUCAUAUAUCAUCUUUCUCUUUAGUUUGUAAGCUGGAUUUCUAUAUUCACCGAAUAGUGUUUUUCUUCGUUGUAUUGCAUUGUUGUUGUUUUAUUGUAAGUAUUUAAAAACAGUUGAGAAAACACUAUCCGGUGGAUAACCAACGCGAACCAGCCUUCGUACAAUUUUGGGUUCAUUUUAGCAACUUGUAACAAGUUUACAAAUUACAACAAGCUUAUCUUAGAAGUUGUCAAUUAAUGUUGGCUUGAUCAAUGUUUAAACGCAUUGCAAUAAGGUAUAAAUAUUCAGAACUGAAGUAAAAAACAUUGAUUAUAGACUAUUUGACGUAAAACAGUUGAAGGAUAUAAUAUAAUGCGUUGAACUGAUGCGCUUUCAAAAUAUAUCCUACCAACCUAGAGCUUGCAACGGGAAAUAUGCGAGCGCCUUUUGGACAACCAGAGUCCUAAAUUGGUGUAAAAAAACUAAAGCUAACUUAUUUUAGAAAAAAAAUACCAAAUUUGUAUCCCACUGCGCUUGUGAGAAUAGUUCAGUGCACGUUACUUGUACAUUUGAAAGUCUGGCGGUAAUUUAAAUAUUUAUAAU